AUGAGAGGUGGUGGAGAUGCGGGGGAGGGUAAGGAGUGGGUGGCAAUGGCAGUGGCAAUGCCGAAGGUGGAGGUAGUGGCUAUGGUCAGGAUUCCAAAUGUUAUGGAUGAUGUUAGAAUUGGUAUUAAGGUUCGCUUUCUGACCAAAAUAUACCAUCCUAACAUUGAUAAGCUGGGUAGGAUAUGCCUGGAUAUUCUCAAAGAUAAAUGGAGCCCAGCCCUCCAGAUACGGACUGUUUUGCUGAGCAUCCAAGCUCCCCUGAGUGCUCCAAAUCCAGAUGAUCCUCUUUCUGAGAACAUUGCAAAACAUUGGAAGUCCAAUGAAGCUGAAGCUGUUGAAACAGCGAAGGAAUGGACCCGUUUAUAUGCAACUGGUGCAUGA
Molecule: messenger RNA, 381 nt
Organism: Camellia sinensis
Lineage: Eukaryota; Viridiplantae; Streptophyta; Magnoliopsida; Ericales; Theaceae
Source: RefSeq, a predicted model, not a curated record